AUGGAUGCGUCGCCUAUUCAUCCCGGACCCUACAACGAUGCGCUAUUCUCGUUACAGGGCGAUCAUAGGUCCGCCCACAUAUGGAAGGGUGAGUUACUGACCGAUACUCUCCGCGCCAGGAGAGUGGACGACAUGUGGGACUUUCUGCAUGACAGAGUUCUUCAUGACCGUGUAGUCGCGCGCCUGCGGGGCACGGGUUUCUACAGGAUGAUUGAGAUCAGGCGGCUGCAGCUCGAUUGGUCUUUGAUCACGGCCCUUAUAGAGCGGUGGCAACCGGAGACGCACACAUUCCACCUGCCCAUUGGCGAGGCCACCAUCAAACUGCAGGACGUGGAGGUGUUAUAUGGGUUGCCCGUAGAUGGACUGCUUGUUUCUUUGCCGGCGGGCAUGAGAGACAUGACACGUGUGCAGUUCUUGGACUUGCUGCAGCGGCUCACCGGUGUCCGGCCUGAGGAUGAGACUGUACUGCAUGGGACCGAUCAUUUUUCGUCGAUGACUAUUUGA
Molecule: messenger RNA, 504 nt
Organism: Nicotiana attenuata
Lineage: Eukaryota; Viridiplantae; Streptophyta; Magnoliopsida; Solanales; Solanaceae
Product: serine/threonine-protein phosphatase 7 long form homolog
Exons: 1
Coding region: 1-504 (167 amino acids)
Biological process (GO): meristem maintenance; meristem development
Source: RefSeq, a predicted model, not a curated record